Molecule: messenger RNA, 5702 nt
Organism: Phyllotreta striolata
Lineage: Eukaryota; Metazoa; Arthropoda; Insecta; Coleoptera; Chrysomelidae
Source: the annotation of a GenBank genome assembly
AAUUAACCUAAGUUUAUAUUGACAUUUGUUUGUCAAAUAUUUUUGGUGAUUAUAAUAUUACGGAAAACGCAAAUUUCGAAUAUUUAUAGAUACUACAUUUAAUUCUUCGAAAAUAUUUUCUUACGUGCAUGUAUUUGAAAACACUAUAAGCUUUAUUCAGAACAAUGGCCGCGGCAACGGACGAAUUAAUGCUCCUCGAGCGAGUGUUUCUCCGUUUGGGCUCCGCCGAGACGGACGAACAACUGCAAAAUAUCCUUUGCAAAUUCCUACCGCCCGUAUUACUAAAAUUAUCUUCCCAACAAGAAGGCGUCCGGAAGAAGGUUAUGGAAUUGUUGAUUCACGUAAACAAACGCAUUAAAACCAGACCUCUAGUUCAGCUACCGAUCGAGGCCUUGUUGACCCAAUAUCAAGAUCCCGCAGCCACUUCAUUCGUAACCAACUUCACUAUAAUUUAUUUAAAAUCCGGAUUUCCUCGGCUGCCAGUCGACAAACAGGCCGAGCUGGUUCCCAUCGUACUCAACGCAUUGGAGAACAAACCGCAAUCUCACGUAGACAGUUUACUCGUACUGAUCAUCCCCGUAUUGGGUAAAGUAAAGGUCCCCACGGACCCGGAGAGGAUCCGCCAUUUGUUCGGUUUGAACGAGAAGCCUUUGAUCAAAAAAAACCUGCUGGAGAUUCUACUCGAUAUGAUACUGUUGCCCUAUAGCGCGUUGUCGCCGCAAAACGAUAACGAUAGUCAAUCUAGUAAUGUAUCUCUACCGGUUCCUCCUGGUUUAAGCGAAGCCUCGUACAAGAGGGUGUCUAAUAAUAAUCCUAUGAAACCCGAGGAACUCGAAGAAAUCAAAUUGGGUAUUGUUAAGUUCUUAUCGCACGGUGUGUUCACCAACGAAGAAAUCUUGCCUCAUCUAGUUAUAGCCGUAUCGGAUACCAGAUUCGGAGUGGCCAAUUUGGCGGAUACGGAACUGAAAAAAAUUAUCGGCGCCGUCGAUUGGUCAUCUCCGCAAACGGCUCUACCGUUGUACAAUUUGUACCUGGGAAGUCCCGGCAAAACGGCGAAACCCGAUCAGAAAAAGGCCCCGGCGAAUACGAGGAUUCGCCUGAAAUUGCUCUCGUCUUUAUGCAGAGUCACCGGAACGGGAUUCGCGUUCCCGCAAUGCAUACAGAUCGUUUUCGAUUCCUUGUACGGAACGAACACCAACACCAAAUUGAAGACUCUAGCUCUCAAUUUCGUUAGAAACAUCAUCAACACAGCCUCCGAGAACCCGUUGAGCAAAGUGGCCCCGGUCCUCCUAUCCGGCUUGCAGAAGCUCAUCAAAGAAGGCGAGGAGUCCCUUCACGGGCAGACUUACACAACCAUCGGUAUGUUAGCCCAACGAUUUCCUAAAAUCGUCUACCACGAUGUGGCUUUGCUGGAAACUUACUUUACGAAUAUGGAAACGGCCAAUCCGGAGCUCCGAUUGCAAAUCAGAGAGGGCGUGUUGAAUUUAAUCGUGGCUUAUAAAUACGAUAAUAUACCGGAGGAAUGCGACAAAGAUGGUAGAUUGAACAUUUUAUUCUUGUUGAUAAAAUGUAAAAUUUUAUCGGAUGAACCGAUGGUGAGGUUCGCUGCUGUGAGGACAUUGGCUACGAUAUUUCCACCUAAUCACGUAUCGUCUAAGUACCUUCUUUUAGUAGCAACUGGUGAUAAUAAAGAGGAGGUUUCUACUGAAGCGUUUAAAUCGUUGUACGGAACCAACAGGAAAUUCGAUGUGGAUUUAUCUAAAGAGAAAAUAUCGAUGCCUUCGUUCGAAGAAAUCAUCCAUUACGUAUCGACCGAAGCCGAAGCGACUUUGAAGGCUAAAAAUAAAUGUUUUGCAGUGGGGAAUCAUCUACUACCGUUUAACGUUAAUACUUACAAAGAGAUAUUGAUAUAUUUAAGGCUGUGCCUAGUGAAGGAUUUAGACGUGCCUCUUAGUAGGGAAAUUUUGAAACAUCCCUGCGAAUAUACGCCGAUUAUCGCUGCUCAUCUUCGAGAAAAAAUCAAACAAAGUAGUGUGAAAUUAGAACAACAACCUCUAAUUCGAUACGCCAAUUUGAUAAGAGACUUAAUGAUAGCCAAUCCAGCACCCGAACCGUUAUGUUGUAUGAUAGAACUAAUCGGUUGCUUGCCUAUAGUACACGAACACAUCCUCAAAAACCUCCAAUGGAUAAAGGAUCAAUUAUCGAACACCAAAGAGGAAAUACGAGAAUUAACGUCGCUACUUUACGCGUUGCUUCUCACGUUUUCGGCGAAAGAUGCCGAUUUUACAAUCGCCCUAAAAAAUCUAAUAACUCAAACGAAUGCCAAGAACUUAGAGGCUCAACACGGAGCUUUACUCGCCAUCGGUAGAUGUCUAGAGAUCAAAACCGAACAGUGCAAAAAGGAAACUUACGCGAAUGGCGUGGAACUCGUCAAAUCUAGCAUCGAAAGUUUAGUUCAAAAUUUGAAGCACCAGAGCCCUCUGUUGGUGAGCGCCGCUUGUACCAGCAUCGGUUUGCUAGGUAGAGUCGGUCUGUUGCCUUUGGAGGACGGUAAACCUUUGAAAAACGGCAGUCCAGAUCCAAAACGCAUGGCUGUCGAUACGAUUACCAAAAUGGACGUCGUUAAUUGCCUGUUAGACAUCAUGAACAACGCGAAAUUGUCGCCGAAAGUGCGCGAAAAGGCCGCCAGGACGUUGGGUUUGCUCUGCGUGGCCGGCAAAUUCCCCCAUUCCAGGGAAAUCCUGCAAGGAUUACUCAACACAGCCAAAGAGACCAAAGACAUCGAAGUCCACUUUACGAUCGGCGAAUCGCUAGUGAUGUGUUGCCAGGGCGUGUGGUCUCCGGAAGCCCGAAAUCCCUGGACCACUUUACCUAAAGACUACAUGCCGAUCGUGAACGAACCCCAAGCCGACGAUAGUCUCGAAUGGUUGCUCAACGAGUUACUGAACAUGGCGAAAAUGUCCCAUCCCAAUGCGAAACAAGCCUCGAGCAUCUGGCUACUGGCUGUCAUAAAAUACUGCGGCGAACGAGAGCCUAUAACCAAGCGAUUGAAGUUGUUGCAGAACGUGUUUAUGGAGUUUCUGUGCGAAAAUAACGAUAUCAUACAAGAUGUGGCUUCGAAAGGUCUGUGCGUCGUAUACGACACCUACAAAUCGCAGGAUUUGCUCGAAACGUUGGUGAAACAAUUAACUUCUGGUAGUAGACAAGUAGCGCAAGUUAGCGACGAUACGAAAUUGUUCGAGGAAGGACAAUUAGGAAAAUCGCCCGUCGGAGGUAACUUGACGACUUACAAGGAAUUGUGUUCGCUGGCGUCGGACUUGAACAAGCCCGAUUUGAUCUACCAAUUCAUGCACCUGGCCAAUCACAACGCCAUGUGGAAUUCGAAGAAAGGCGCCGCCUUCGGGUUCACGAGCAUAGCCGAGAAAUGCGGCGAGGAUCUGAAGAAUUAUCUGCCGGUAAUCAUACCGAAAUUGUACCGAUACCAGUACGAUCCCACGCCCAACAUACAAUCGUCCAUGCACAACAUCUGGCGGGUUUUGGUGCCCGAACCCGGAAAAAUCUUAGAUACUUAUUACAACGAAAUCCUGGCCGAUAUUCUAGCGAAUAUAAACUCGAAUCAAUACAGAGUACGACAGUCGUGUUGUCUGGCCCUGCAGGAUUUCCUUAAAGGAUCCGCUAAUCGUUCUAUACACGAUGCUGUGGAUUCUAUGGACGAAUUGUGGACGAAAUUAUUCAGAGUUAUGGACGAUCAUCACGAGCAAACCAGAACUACGGCUAAUCGAACUGGUAGAAUUCUAAGUAAACUGUGCAUUCGAGGCUGUGAUAUUAGCCAAGGUAAAAUGGGCGUCGCGAUGCUUCAAGCCAUUUUACCCAUAUUGCUCAACGCGGGCAUCACGAGCGCCGUCACCGAAGUGAGAAUUAUCAGUUUGCAAACCGUUUCGGAACUGGUAACAUCGGCGGGCGCCCAACUGAAACCGUUCCUGCCCAAAUUGAUACCGGCCCUGCUGCAGGCGAGCGGCGAGAUGGAAUCCACGAAAUUGUCGUAUUUGAGCACGCGUCUCGGCGCCCAGCAGCGUCGGGACGCGCAGGAGGCGCUCGACAGCGCCCGGGCGUCGAUCGCCAAGUCGCAUUUCACCACCGAAACCGUCACUAAAAGUUUACAAUACGCCGACGCUAGUAUACUAGAAGAAUUGGUACCGAAAGUGAUCGAGUUAAUGAAAGGUUCCGUGGGUUUGAGCACGAAGAUCGUUUGCGCUCAUUUCAUAACGCUGUUGGUAGUUCAAAUGGGACGAGACGUCCAACCCUACACUGGGAAGUUUCUGGCGGUUUUGAUCAACGGUUUGACGGACAGGAAUUCUGUAAUCAGGGAAUACAACGCCACAGCCAUCGGUCAUUUGGUCGCCACAGCCAAGGAGAGCAGUUUAGAUAAACUCACGUUGAAAUUGCGCAAGUGGUAUUUCGAACGAGAAGACGAUUCGAUGAGAUCCGCCAUCGCUCAAACCAUCCAAGCGAUCGGCAUCCACAAUCAGGACGUGAUCAAAUCCCAUUCGGACGUGAUUUUACCGCUGGUGUUUUUCGCCAUGCACGCCGAGAAAACACCCGAAACCGAACGAACGUUGGAAAUAUGGAAGGAAAUUUGGUCGGAGCAAAGUCCCGGCACCGAAACGGGCAUCAGGCAAAAUUUGAAAAACAUCUGCGACAUACUCACGACCGCUUUGGAGUCGCCUUCGUGGACCAUGAAAGCGCAGGCAGCCAAUGCGGUUUCGACGAUUUCGGCCAAACUGGGAGUAUCGAUGGACGCCGAACACAGGAAUUCGUUAAUAUCGAUAUUACUGGCCGGUUUAUCGGGAAGGACUUGGAACGGCAAAGACAGAUUACUGAAAGCUCUGGCGAGCAUUUGCAGCCAUUGCAAGGAAGCCGUAAAAACCGAUCCGAACGUAGACACAUCGAAAAUAAUCGAGGCCGUGUUGAAAGAAAGCAAAAAGGACGAGACCGUGUACAAGAUAAGCGCCCUGCAGGCCUUAGGCGACAUCGUAUCCUCCUUGGAAAUCGACAAAUUCAAAGAAAUCUACGAAAUCAUACAAACGAUUAUAAUCGACGACAACGAAUCGAAAGACGACGACGCCGAUUUGACCGCCGAAGAGACGAGCAAACGCCGCGAGAACGACGUCAAACUGAAAGAAACCGCCUACGAGACGCUCGGCAAAGCCUGGCCCUCUAACGGCGAAUCCACGCAACAGAUCUACAGGCAGCAAUUCGUCGAACACACCGUCGAAUAUCUACCGAAGCUCGCCAGAUCGGCGCAGGUGAGCGUCGUCGCGGCGCUCGACCGGUUCGUCGACAAACUGACGCUGUUGGCCGACGAAGAUCUCGCCGAAGCCGACGAGAAGAGCCUCGAGCUGAUCGUGGAGGACGUGCUGAAGGCGGUGAGGUACGCGCUGAGCAUCGGCAAGCACACGCGCCUGCGCAAAGAGGCGCUGAACGUCGUCUACACGUUGGGCACGAGGUUGAAGGGGAGGCGCAGGGAGAAGGAGUUGGACGGGUUGAGGAGGAUGUUUAAUGGCAUGUUGCCUGAUAUUGCUGUCGAUACGCAGCCGGAGAUUAAAUCGCGGGUGGUGGAUAUCAAGAAGUUGUUGAACGAUUAGGAUUUUAGCGGUUUUUAGUUGUGUAAUUGUUUAAUUUAAUAAAUUAUGUAAUCUUGU